AUGCCGUCCGACAAGGAUGUAACGGAUGACGCCGAAAGUGCAGGAAAUGGAACGUGUACUAUGGCUGUACGUUACAUGAGCGAGGGGAGAGGCAUGCCAUCGACUAGGAAGAGUAGUGAAACGUACAGAAUAGAGACACGUUCACUAAAAGACGAGGAUUUGUGCUCUGAAUCUGGCGACACUCCUAAUAAUAGUUCCGACCGUCGAGAAAAUGCAGAACAUGACCCUAAAGAGACAGUUGCAUCAGCAGCUAGAUUUGCCAGGAAAGAGCUUGAUUAUAUUGCGGAGAUGUACGUCGCCAAUUAUGAUCUGUUCCAUAAAAGUUCGCAGGGAGGUGGAAGAGCCAAGGAUGCCAUUGCUGUGAAGAGAAAGCUGUUGAAAGACAUGGCUGAUCAUCUCACAGCCUUAGUUGACGAAAAGCGAACCGUUAUGCAGAUUGAUCAGAAAAUUCGAGACGAAGUUCGACAAGUGAAGAAGUAUUUCAGACAUAAGAGGCAAGAAAUGUAUGGACUGGGAGGCUACUCAAGGGAGAUUCGCCUGUCAUCUAGCCAGCAGUACAUCGCUGACAAUUUGCGAACGAAGCCACGAUUGGCAGGGCUUCUUGAUGAUAUGGAAGCGAGACCGAUGGAAAAUGCCGGACCAAUGUCGAUGUCGGAUAUGCCGUUUGAUUAUCAUCCAGGAUGCUCGACUACUGAAUACUGUGCAAGUCUGACUUUUCCCGCUGACACAACAAGUUUUGCUGAGCAGUCCUCUCUUUCACUGGAAGCAUCGCUUUGUGGUCUGGGCGAUUUUCACAAGCCUAAACAAAUCGAGAAAUCGGACUCACUCGAUGACCUGCGCCGAGAAGCGCUCCGAGCUGAAAUCGAUUGUGCUCGUGUACGAAUGGAAGCAGCCAACGAAGAGAAGAAGUACUGGGAGGAAAAGAGGAAUCUUUUGGCUCUAGAGCGACGUAUAGCCCUAGAGCGCCAUCAGAUGAAGCCAGAUGAAGAGCAUCAUGAUCGUAUAGCAUCAGCGGCAGAGGAGCGUUUAUACUGGGAAGAGAGGCGACGAAUUUUGGCGCUCAAAAAGCAAUGCAUGCUUGAUCAAAUGGAGUAAAUGUUUUGGUCCGCAUAUAAAAUCAGUCUUUGUGGAUUUUUGAUCAUUUGAGGAAGUACAAUUGAUUUCGUGUUUUAUUAUUAGGUUGGUGCAAAAGUAAUGCGCGUUUUUCUAGCCCUUUUUUAGGACAACUUUUCUC
Molecule: messenger RNA, 1234 nt
Organism: Cylicocyclus nassatus
Lineage: Eukaryota; Metazoa; Nematoda; Chromadorea; Rhabditida; Strongylidae
Source: the annotation of a GenBank genome assembly